This is a messenger RNA of Fulvia fulva, 843 nucleotides long. RefSeq lists its product as uncharacterized. Bases 1 to 843 code for a protein of 280 amino acids. The transcript has a single exon. The record is from RefSeq and is a predicted model, not a curated record. NCBI's taxonomy places the organism in Eukaryota, Fungi, Ascomycota, Dothideomycetes, Mycosphaerellales, Mycosphaerellaceae.
AUGGAAGAUGUGAUUCAUCGGUAUGAAGAAGUCGCAGAAUCUGUCAACCAACGAGAAUUCAAGCGCUUUGUCGAAGAGAUUAGACAGAAAUGGCAUCCCCUCCCGCCCGUAGAGGAAUUCUGGGAACCAGGCUACAGGGGCGAAGGCUGGACCGAGGAUGGAGCAUUCGCACGGUGUGUUUAUGCUGAGGCAACGGGCUUCGCCCCAGAUAUCCAACGUGAAGAGCCACUUUGCGAAGCAGAGAAGAAGAAUCAAGUCUUGUUCCGGCCACUGGAUUCCUUGUUAAACGUUAUCAUAAGGGGCCCUCUCUACGAUCCUAAACCAGAGGACAAGAUUUCUAAAGCGCUAUCUGCGCUUCUGUCAGGCCUUCAGAGGCAGGCCACCGAUACGGCGUCCUCAGAACCUAUCUCGCUUGAGUUGCCAAGGGAUUCUCAAAAGCUUCUGCGUAUAACAGACGGCAUUCAAGGGGCGGGCCUACCCUCAGAAACCGCGAACACCUAUCUCGUGAGCGGCAUAGACGGACUUGAGCAAGGACUGCGGCACUCUUUCAACAACAUGUGGAGCGAUGACUGGACGGUAUUCACAUCGUGGGAGCUCGGCUGCUGUACGCAACAUCGACAGAUACACUACGUGCUUUGCCGAGACGCACGCAACGAUGCUGUUCCGAUUGCUUGGAAGGUAUUUGACAACACCGCUGAUCAUCUAGAUGUGUAUGAUAGCCUUGCACAGUUCCUCGAACACCAGACUGUCCACAUCGAGCAGACACCUGGUGGGCACAAGCAGGAGCUUGCCCUAUAUUCUGAUACGUAUCCGACCUAUGCGUGGUACGACUCGUAUUUGUAG